AUUCCGUAAAUCCGCCAUUUUGUACGUAGCUAGCGGUAAUCGAAGGUUCGCUUUCCCGGUUUUGUGGUGAAUGCGUGAAAAACUGUAAACUUCUUCCGUUUGAAGCUUCCAAUUGACUUUUAAUCGAAUUUACUUUAUUUAGUGAAAUAUAUUUUCAGCUGUACCUAGUGCUUUCGUGAUAAGUGAGUGCCCAGUAAUUGGAGCGCGUGGCUGCUUGUGCCUUUGUUGUUGGAUUCAGCAUUUCAAGUGAUCUUAAUCGACGCGUUACGUUUCCAGAGUUUACUGUGUGGUGAAGUGGUUAGUGGUAGUGGCGAUUGUCGUGUCAGAGUGCUAGUGAAGUAAGCAGUGAUAAGUGUAGUUCUCAACUAGUGUGUGUGCGUCCAGUGCGGCGCCUGUGCCGGUCAACUAGAUGCCGGUGCGCCGAUGGAGCGGUGAUCUUGGAUUGAUUGCGCCUCGGCAAAACUGGUAAAAUGAACGCGUCGAGAUCAACACGACCGGCUUCAAAACAUCAACCCUAAUGACAUUGAUAUUGUGACGCGCUGCAAAGCAGUAAAAAAAGCGGCUCUGCCGCUUUAAAUGGACAAACGCAAGAUGCUGCCAAAGAGACCUCGCAUGGAUAGCAUUCGGGGACCCAUCGCAAAUGGACCCCUACAAUCGAGGCCCCUAGUGGCACUUUUGGACGGUCGCGAUUGCACCGUCGAAAUGCCAAUACUGAAAGAUGUCGCAACGGUUGCGUUCUGCGACGCUCAAAGCACCUCGGAAAUACAUGAGAAGGUGUUAAACGAGGCGGUGGGAGCCCUAAUGUGGCACACCAUUAUACUAACUAAGGAGGACCUCGAGAAGUUUAAGGCGCUCAGAAUUAUUGUGCGCAUCGGCUCCGGCGUUGAUAAUAUAGAUGUCAAAGCGGCCGGCGAGUUAGGUAUAGCAGUAUGUAACGUGCCGGGUUACGGCGUGGAAGAAGUUGCAGACACGACACUUUGUCUCAUACUCAACCUCUACCGACGGACUUACUGGCUCGCUAAUAUGGUCAGGGAUGGCAAGAAAUUCACAGGACCAGAACAAGUCCGCGAAGCGGCAUCAGGUUGCGCGCGUAUCCGCGGUGACACAUUAGGAAUUGUCGGCCUCGGCCGUAUCGGUUCAGCGGUGGCUCUACGCGCCAAAGCGUUCGGCUUCACCGUCAUUUUCUACGACCCAUAUCUGCCCGACGGUAUUGAAAAGUCGUUAGGACUUACGCGCGUCUAUACCUUACAGGACCUAUUAUUCCAGAGUGAUUGUGUAUCAUUACAUUGCAGCUUAAAUGAACACAAUCACCACCUCAUCAACGAGUUUACUAUUAAACAAAUGCGUCCAGGCGCGUUCCUAGUGAACACAGCGCGGGGCGGGCUCGUAGACGACGAAGCGUUGGCAGCCGCGCUUAAGCAGGGACGUAUACGCGCAGCCGCACUCGACGUGCACGAGAAUGAGCCCUUCAAUGUCUUCCAGGGUCCGCUUAAAGACGCGGUGAACUUAUUGUGCACGCCACACGCGGCGUUCUACUCGGAUGCGUCGGCGCAAGAGCUGCGGGAAAUGGCAGCCUCUGAAAUACGGCGUGCCAUCGUUGGUCGCAUACCCGAUUGCUUGCGCAACUGUGUCAAUAAGGACUACUUCCUGGCGGGCAGCGGCGGCGUGGGCGUAGGCGUACCCGUGGGCGUCGGCGUAGGGUCGGGCGGAGGCGGGACGGCUCCUACCCCGUACAGCGAGGGCAUGAACGGCGGCUACUACGGAGGCACUCAGGCCGCGCACUCCACCACGGCGGUGCACGACCCGCCCGCGCUGCCGCCGCAACCCGCGCCGCAGCCCUCCAAUCCGCAGCCGCCCAUUACGCUGCCGCCAAUAAACACCUCUGACCCGGCGAACCACCAGAUGAAGCAGGAAAGUUCUGACGUGCACUAGGCGCCGUACGUUGCAGUACCGCACCAACAUACAAACAAUAGUUUUAUUCACCCUCAUACCCCUCCCUUAAUGUAAGCGACACACGCGGGACACUGAGUGAAUGACGUGUGCUCUACGUGUAGGUUAGUUAAGUGCAGAAUGUAUCGCGGGCCGGACUCUAGCCCGAGGCCCCGAGGCCCCUGUGUUUGCAUGUUUGGUGUCCCCCGCUCGGAAAGACAUUUCGCCGACCCGAUUAUUGAAAAACUAUUAAUGUUAAAUGUACAUUUCGGGGUUAAAAUUUACGGAUAUUCCGAGACUAGUGUAGGGGCUCCGAGUCUUGAGAUUUGAGUUUGGAGCUUUUGUGUCGUCGGUUGGGCUUAGGCUUCAGGGGCCCCACGGAGCUGUGUACGAUUAGUUUCUUUUCGAAUAUAAUUUGAAUGCUCUGUGUAUUUGAAUGCGUUCGCGACUGCAGAGGCCGACACUGACUUUUCACAACGAUAACAUUUUUAACGUCAUGUAACUUGUUUUAUGUACAUUGAGUAGUGCUCGGAUGAUAUUGCAUUUGGCAGAUUUAAAACAAAUUUUAUGGCGAUUGGUAAACAUUUAAAAUGUUGGAUCACUUUGAUUUUUUGUUAAGUCGCAAGGAAUCUUAAAUGUUGAAGUGUGGCCUCGGCAGUGCGGCAGAGUAAGCUUGGUAAAGCAUUUGAUAGCAUUUGUAUUCGCUACUCGGUACCGCAUGCAUUCGUAUUAUUUUUAAGACAAACGACUGUAGAUUAUCAUCACACUUAAAACAGGAUUUUCUUGUUUUUAUUUUGAGAAUGUACAAAAAUGCUUUUGAUUUUUGACUUUUUUUUUUCUAAAUAGCGUUAAGUAUUUGUACAUGAGCGAACACCAUACGACCGUAAGGGCCAAAAUCUCUUGUGGAUCCGAGAAAUUGGUAUUUAAAAUUAGUAUUUACUUACAGUUUAGUUUAAUGACAAAAACAAUGUGUAUAUUUUAUGAGAAAGUGAAAAAGUUCUUAAAUAAAACUAUUGUUUUCGGAUUAAUGA
Molecule: messenger RNA, 2960 nt
Organism: Pieris napi
Lineage: Eukaryota; Metazoa; Arthropoda; Insecta; Lepidoptera; Pieridae
Gene: CtBP
Product: C-terminal-binding protein
Exons: 13
Coding region: 577-1932 (451 amino acids)
Molecular function (GO): transcription corepressor activity; oxidoreductase activity, acting on the CH-OH group of donors, NAD or NADP as acceptor; NAD binding
Source: RefSeq, a predicted model, not a curated record